This is a messenger RNA of Boeremia exigua, 757 nucleotides long. RefSeq names its product GCN5-related N-acetyltransferase-like protein. Lineage: Eukaryota; Fungi; Ascomycota; Dothideomycetes; Pleosporales; Didymellaceae. The record is from RefSeq and is a predicted model, not a curated record. The transcript is spliced from 2 exons. Gene Ontology annotation, molecular function: acyltransferase activity, transferring groups other than amino-acyl groups. The coding region runs from base 89 to 757 and encodes 222 amino acids.
ACCUAAUCGCGUUGAGGUCUUAAAGUAGCCAGCAACUCAGCAAAAUGCAGAAUAAACCAUCGUUGGUAUCCAAAAUUGUUUCGGCAACAUGUCAGUGCCCUUUGUGCGACGCUAUGAUCCAACUCGAGACUUCGAGAAUGGCCUUCACGUUUUCUUCGCCACAAUCGAACCAAAGCUGGAUUGGGAGCCAACACGUACGAUCGGCUCUUAUCUCUGGUAUAGAGUCUAUGUAUACCUAGCAUCCGCUACUUGCUUUGUGCUCGACGAUGGUAAUGGACGCGCCGUUGGCUAUUGUAUUGGAACAGCCGACACAUCAAAGUUUGCAGAGAAAUGGCGCGAGGAGUUUGUUCCCACAGUAGACCUUGAGCAAGUUCCUAAGCCCGGUGUGCAGACUGAAGAUCCUUUGAUGGAGAAGGAAGAGACCAGAGGCUUCAGACAGGCAGUACACAACGCUGAAUGCAGUGGCUUACAAGCAUGGCCGAAAGAACUGGCGAAAUAUCCGGCGCAUAUGCACAUCGAUAUUUUGCCUGAGUUCCAGAGGAAAGGUUGGGGAUCAAUCCUCAUCAAUCAACUCUUUGAUGCAGUGAAACGCGAGGGUGCGCCUGGAAUACACCUCGACAUGGUCCGAUGGAAUACAACAGGGAAAAGCUUCUACAAGAAGAUCGGCUUUGAAAACUGCUCUCUGGUGCUAGAUGAUGGGAAGAGUGGGGAGACUGGGGUGAACGACAUCGUUUUGACACUGGUGAAAUCAUUCUAA